Prunus armeniaca (apricot) is the source of this 2346-nucleotide messenger RNA. The record is from the annotation of a GenBank genome assembly. NCBI's taxonomy places the organism in Eukaryota, Viridiplantae, Streptophyta, Magnoliopsida, Rosales, Rosaceae.
AUGAAGCUUCAAGCUCUCACUCCUCCCACACCCAUUUUCUUCUUCUUCUUCUUCACCACCCUCCUCUUUUACCCUACCCAGUCAACUCAGCCUCCAUAUGCCUGUGACUCGUCCCAGCCAUCAACCAGCUCCUACCCUUUCUGCAAAACCGCCCUCCCCAUCAACCAAAGAGUCCAGGACCUGGUCUCGCGCCUCACAUUGGAUGAGAAAAUCUCCCAACUCGUUAACUCGGCCCCUCCGAUUCCCCGACUCGGCAUCCCGAGUUACGAGUGGUGGUCCGAGGCAUUACACGGCGUCGCCGACGUCGGCAAAGGAAUCAAUCUUUACGGCACCAUUUCUAACGCCACCAGCUUCCCUCAAGUCAUCCUCACCGCCGCCUCCUUCAACGAACACCUCUGGUACCGCAUUGGCCAGGUGAUUGGGACUGAAGCUAGGGCAUUGUACAAUGCUGGGCAAGCAACAGGGAUGACAUUUUGGGCACCAAACAUUAACAUUUUCAGGGACCCAAGGUGGGGGAGAGGGCAGGAGACACCUGGCGAAGACCCAUUGGUGGUAGGCAAAUACGCCGUGUCGUAUGUGAGAGGCGUUCAAGGCGAUUCUUUUGAAGGAGGGAAGCUCAAGGUCGGUGGUCGUCUUCAAGCUUCUGCUUGCUGCAAGCAUUUCACAGCUUAUGAUUUGGACAACUGGAAAAGCGUCACGCGCUUUGGCUUCGAUGCUCGUGUGAGUGAACAAGACCUAGCAGACACAUACCAGCCUCCAUUCAAGAGCUGCGUGCAGCAAGGCCAAGCCAGUGGCAUAAUGUGUGCUUAUAAUCGUGUCAAUGGGGUUCCAAGCUGCGCAGAUUACAAUCUCCUAACCAAGGUUGCUAGAGGCCAAUGGGAUUUUCAUGGGUACAUCACGUCGGACUGCGAUGCGGUGUCCAUCAUUCGCGAUGUGCAAGGGUACGCUAAAACGCCUGAAGAUGCAGUCGGUGAUGUGCUCAAAGCAGGCAUGGACGUGAACUGUGGAUCCUACUUGAAGGAUCACACUAAAUCUGCAGUUCAGCAGAAAAAGCUGGAUGUGUCAGAAAUAGACAGAGCCCUCCACAGCCUCUUCUCUAUAAGGAUGAGGUUAGGCCUGUUUGAUGGCAGUCCACUCGAGCAACCUUAUGGCAACAUUGGUCCAGACCAAGCGUGCUCCAAGGAGCACCAGGCUUUAGCCCUUGAAGCUGCUCAAGAUGGCAUAGUGCUUUUGAAAAACUCUGGCAGACUUCUCCCAUUGCCUAAAUCAAAAGCCAUUUCUCUUGCUGUUAUUGGUCCCAAUGCCAAUGCUUCAGAAACACUUCUUGGAAAUUAUCAUGGCCGUCCAUGUAAAUCCAUAACCCCAUUAAAAGCAUUGCAGGGUUAUGCUAAGUACACAAAUUAUGAAGCAGGCUGUGACACAGUUAAGUGUCCCCAAGCUACAAUUAAUAAAGCAGUUGAAGCAGCAAAAGCAGCGGAUUAUGUGGUUUUGAUUAUGGGGCUGGACCAAAGUCAAGAGAGAGAGGCGCAUGACAGAAGGCACUUGGGCCUGCCUGGAAAGCAACAGGAACUCAUUUCCAGUGUGGCAAAAGCUGCUAAAAAACCUGUUAUUCUUGUGAUUCUUAGUGGGGGUCCAGUUGACAUAACUCCAGCCAAAUAUGACAAAAAAAUUGGAGGCAUCUUUUGGGCUGGAUAUCCUGGUGAAGCCGGAGGAAUUGCCCUUGCUGAAAUCAUCUUUGGUGAUCACAAUCCAGGUGGAAGAUUGCCAGUGACUUGGUACACACAAGAUUAUGUCAAGAUACCAAUGACAGACAUGAGGAUGAGGCCUGACACAAAAACAGGUUAUCCUGGGCGCACAUACAGAUUCUACAAAGGCGGAAAUGUUUAUGACUUUGGUUUUGGCCUCAGCUACUCCAACUACAUUUAUGAGUUUGCCUCUGCAAUAGCUCAAAACAAGCUUUACUUAAAUGAAUCAUCCAUUAGUUCCAAAGUUAAGUCCUCAGACUCCGGCCGUUUCCGUUUAGUCCCAGAUUUAAGUGAAGAAUUCUGUGAGAAAAAGAAGUUCCCAGUCAGAGUUGCGGUCAAAAAUCAUGGGGAGAUGGUUGGUAAGCACCCUGUGUUGCUUUUUGUGGGUCAGAAGAAUCCCAACAAUGGAAGCCCAAUGAAACAGUUGGUUGGAUUUAAGAGUGUGAUAUUGAGUGCUGGGGAAAGAGCUGAACUUGAAUUCAUUUUGAACCCUUGUGAGCACCUCAGCCAUGCAAAUGAGGGUGGUUUGAUGGUAGUGGAAGAAGGUUCUUAUUUCUUGCAAGUAGGAGAUGUAGAGUACCCUCUUGAUAUCGUAGUUUGA